CUGCCGCCGCCGCCGCCGCCGCCGCCGCCGCUGCUGCUGAGAGGACCACACUGUGAAGGGGGGAGCCAGGAGAGCAGCAGCUCGUUGAGAAUUGGAAAGGUGAGAGGUAGCAAGGAAGAGGAGGGGGAGGGCAAGAAAAAAAAAGAUGUCUUCUUCUUCUGCUUUGGGUCCCCGAGGCCCUCGCCCACCCACAGUGCCUCCCCCAAUGCAAGAGCUGCCCGACCUGAGCCACCUGACCGAAGAGGAGAGGAACAUUAUCAUGGCAGUAAUGGACCGGCAGAAGGAAGAAGAAGAGAAAGAAGAGGCCAUGCUCAAGUGUGUUGUCAGGGAUAUGGCGAAACCUGCGGCCCGCAAAACACCAAGGAAUGCUGAAAACCAGUCCCAUCAACCUUCACCGAGAUUGCAUCAGCAAUUUGAAAGCUAUAAAGAACAAGUGAGAAAAAUUGGGGAAGAAGCCCGGCGUUACCAAGGAGAGCACAAAGAUGAUGCCCCUACUUGUGGUAUUUGUCUGAAGACAAAGUUUGCUGAUGGUUGUGGCCAUUUAUGUUCUUACUGCCGGACCAAGUUCUGUGCGAGAUGUGGAGGGCGAGUUUCUCUGCGAUCAAACAAUGAGGACAAAGUGGUUAUGUGGGUAUGCAAUUUAUGUCGAAAGCAACAAGGAAAUCUUAACCAAGUCCCGGAGCUUGGUUUUUUGGGAGUGGACCUCAGCCCACCACUGUCAAGACGCGGACUCUCAGUGACACAGCUACGGGGUGCAGGCUCCGAGGUGCCUAGGGAAAAGAAAGCCAGGCUACCAAGAACGAUCAAGAUCUCAGACCCCCUUAAGCACAGCAGCAGCCUCCCAGGACAAUCACUCCAUCAGGGGUCCCAUUCAGAGCGAAGUAAAGGAAAACAGAAGUGUCCCAGAAAGCCAUGGGUCUGGAACAAAAACAGGUUUCAUCCAGAUCUAGAAGUGAACCCCCUCGAGAAAGGAAGAAGACUUCGUUGGCUAGUGAGCAGAAUGGCAAAGUGGGCUGAAAAGUGAACGUAAAACGUGUGCCAAAAUCCUCCCCUCCAGCAAGGAGAAGGACCUGUGGAGGAGAGGGAGAGGAAAGAAAGGCGGGAGAGCAG
Dromiciops gliroides (monito del monte) is the source of this 1110-nucleotide messenger RNA. Its product is annotated as regulating synaptic membrane exocytosis protein 1-like. Gene Ontology annotation, cellular component: presynaptic membrane; cytoskeleton of presynaptic active zone. The record is from RefSeq and is a predicted model, not a curated record. Gene Ontology annotation, biological process: positive regulation of synaptic transmission; calcium ion-regulated exocytosis of neurotransmitter; regulation of membrane potential. The transcript is spliced from 6 exons. Bases 146 to 1024 code for a protein of 292 amino acids. Gene Ontology annotation, molecular function: small GTPase binding; transmembrane transporter binding. Lineage: Eukaryota; Metazoa; Chordata; Mammalia; Microbiotheria; Microbiotheriidae.